AUGGGGUCUCUUUUAGUGUUUAUCUUCAAACGGAUUUUCCUCACAGCAGUUCCUCUUGUUUUCUCACAAAUUUCCGUCAUUGCUCAUUCGAGUGAUGCUGGAUGUGGUGGAGCGAUAAGGAACCAUAACGGUGAAUGGCUUGUGGGGUUCUCUUGUAAGAUUGUAAAAUGCAGUGUUAUAGAUGCCGAAACAUGGGCUAUAUUCAAGGGCUUGAGCUUGGCCUUGGAUUAUGGAUUUAAACAGAUCAUUCUGGAAUCUGAUGCUAAAGGACUCAUUGAGAUGCUGACAUCAAAGGAGAUUACUUUAAAUAGCAGCCUUAUGAUACUGCGAAUUCAGGAUUUAUUAAAGCGAAGUUGGGAAGUCCAUCUGAGAUAUACAAGUCGAGACAGUAAUGGUGUAGCAGAUAGUUUAGCCAAGAAAGGAAUUUCCACUUCAACUGUUUUUGAUAUGUGCCCUCCUGAAUUGAGGGUCAUUGUGGACAAGGAGAGCUUGGGAUCUAGUCCCCAUCUAGCUUGGGAUUUACAAAACGAACUCCUCCAUAUAUUAUCUCGUAUACCGGCGAAAUCGACAACUUCAGAAGCACUUGGGUUAAAUGGACUAGUGUUAGAGGAGUUCACCUUUCCUGCAAAAUCAACUCCUUUCAACAGUUGCCAUGCUUCUACCAUUGUUGAGAAAGGGUCAUUUUUGGUUGCCUACUAUGGUGGCACAACAGAGGGAGCACCUGAUGUCAAAAUAUGGCUGCAGACUCACAAGAAUGGCAGAUGGAAACCACCUGUAAUUGCUGAUGAAGAACCAAAUGUUCCAAUGUGGAACCCUGUGCUAUUUAAACUUCCAUCAAAUGUGUUGCUGCUAUUCUACAGGAUAGGCUUAGAUGUUCAAAAAUGGAGUGGAUUCAUGAAACGUUCAUAUGAUAAAGGCGUCACGUGGACAGAAAGAGAACAGCUUCCUCCUGGUAUUUUAGGACCUAUAAAGAAUAAGCCUCUCUUACUGGAAAAUGGUCUCAUGCUUUGUGGGUCAUCUGUUGAAAGCUGGAACUCUUGGGGUGCAUGGGCAGAGGUAACAACAGACUUCGGUAGAACAUGGAGAAAAUAUGGACCAAUUUGCAUUGAAAAUAAACCUCUUAGUGUGAUUCAACCAGUGCCUUACCAAACUGCCAGAGGAACCUUGCGAGUCCUGCUUCGAUCCUUUACCGGCAUUGGCAGAGUCUAUAUGUCAGAAUCCUUUGACAACGGCAAGACUUGGGGAUAUGCAAAACCUACUCAGCUCCUAAACCCAAAUUCAGGUAUUGAUGGGGUUAAGCUGAGGAACGGCCAUCUAUUGCUUGUGUACAACACCAUUUCUAGGGGUGUGCUUAAGGUUGCCCAGUCUGAAGAUGAUGGAGAUUCCUGGGAUGAGGUUCUUACACUGGAGGAUACCUUGGGAAUGGAAUACUCGUAUCCUGCUGUUAUCCAAUCUACUGAUGGACUUGUGCAUAUCACCUAUACAUAUAACAGGACACAAAUUAAGCAUGUUGUUCUUCGGCCGAACUGAUGCAGAGCAACCUGUUUCAGAUAAGCAGGGACCAACAAACCCUCCUGCAGCACUUAGACCAGAAAUAAAGGGUUGUGCUCCCAAUUGAAUCCUUUGAUUUUUUUUUUUUUGGGGUAAUUUUUGGCUCCACCUAAAAUUUUGAAUUUAAUUAUUAAUUUGAUGUAAGUGCUUGUUGAAGGAACAUCGCUUACAACCGUUGUUACCUUUGGUUGUGUUGGGGACAUGGAAAUUUUGCAGUCAAAAUAGAAAGAAUCUAUAAAUGGAUCUUUAUGAGAGUCUCAUGACCAUGCUUGCAAGAGACUAGUCAUAA
Neltuma alba is the source of this 1840-nucleotide messenger RNA. RefSeq lists its product as uncharacterized. Bases 1 to 1530 code for a protein of 509 amino acids. NCBI's taxonomy places the organism in Eukaryota, Viridiplantae, Streptophyta, Magnoliopsida, Fabales, Fabaceae. The record is from RefSeq and is a predicted model, not a curated record. Gene Ontology annotation, molecular function: RNA-DNA hybrid ribonuclease activity; nucleic acid binding. The transcript is spliced from 10 exons.